AUGUCUUCCCUCUACAACCUCGAACCCCAACCCACAGCCUCCUGCAUCCUACACACCACCUCGGGCGACAUCUCCCUCGAACUCUGGGCCCAACAACUCCCCCUCACAACUCGAAAUUUCCUGCAGCUCGCGCUCGACGGCUACUACGAUGGCACGAUAUUUCACCGUCUCGUCCCAGGCUUCAUACUCCAGGGCGGCGAUCCAACAGGCACUGGGAAUGGCGGCGAGAGUAUCUAUGAUGGCGGGGCAUACGGGGAGGAAAAUGGGAUCUGGCCCAUGGAGGAGAGGAAGGGAGGGAAUGCUGGGCGCAAUGGUGUGGGGUUUAAAGACGAGUUUCAUUCGAGGGUGAAGUUCAAUCGUCGCGGGCUGUUGGCGAUGGCGAAUGAUGGGACGCCGGAUAGUAAUGGGAGUCAGUUUUUCCUGACGCUGGAUAGUACGCCUGAGUUGCAGGGUCGAAAUACGCUGUUUGGGCGCGUGGAGGGGGAGACGAUUUAUAAUGUUGCGAAGAUGGGAGAAGCGGAGGUGGGGGGGAAUGAGAGACCGCUUUACCCGACCACGGUUACGAGUGUAGAGGUGCUGGUUAAUCCGUUUAAGGAUAUGGUUAGGAGGGAAAAGAAGGUUGAUGUGGACAUUGUGAAGGCGAAGGAUAUUAAGGGCGCUGGGAGGAAGAAGAGGAAGGUUGGAGGGAAACAAUUGUUGAGUUUUGGAGGGGAUGAGGGGGAUGAGCAGGAACAGGUGCCGGUUAAGAAGAAGGCGAAGUAUGAUACGAGGAUUGUGUUUGAUGAGGAACCUGUGGUUGAGUCGAAACCGAAGCCCAAGAAGCAAGUUCCAAAACCAGCUGCAAAACCAGUUUCCAUCGAGUCCUCGCCCGAAUCUACACCUCCACCAAAAUCACUACCCAAUCGAGCAGCGAAAACCGAACGAGAAAUAUCCUCAUCACCAGAACCAGAACCAGUACAAAAGGUUUCGUCCUUGCUAGACAGGACGAAUGCCCAAAUCGCAGAGCUGAAAGCGUCCAUGAAACGCAACGUCCAAAUUGCACCCGUUCACGAGAAGAAGAAAUCCGCCCUCGAAGAAAUGAUACCCUCAACCUCCGUCCGCGGCCGGAAACGCCACCCAGGCGGAAACACCACCACCAAAGAAGAACAACGAACGCUAGACCUCCUCAAUGCAUUCAAAUCAAAGCUAGAUCAAGCUCCACCGCCCACGUCCAAAGAAGCCUCAAAGGCCACCCCACCGCCAGAAUCCGCGUCUCACAAAGACGCAAAAGAAGAUGAAGAAGAAGCAGGGUUGUGCGAUCUGCAUUUCAUUGUCGACUGCCAAUCCUGCAAGAAAUGGGAUGCGCAGGCCGAUGCGGAGAGUGAUGAGGAGGUGGGUGGGGUGGGCUGGAUGUCGCACGCUCUUUCGUUCAAAGAGGAUAAGCUGGGCAAGGACUUGAGUUAUCGGAAGAAAGCUGAGAAUGAACUUGUCGUUAUUGAUCCGCGGGAGAAGGCGCGGACCCUGAAGGAGGAGAAGAAGGCGCAGAGGGAGGCUAGGGCUGGGGGGACUGGGAGGGAGUGGGAUAUGGUUCGGAAUGAAAAGUUGGCAAGAUCGUCGGCUCUGUCUGGGAGGGGUGCCAAGUAG
Lachnellula hyalina is the source of this 1623-nucleotide messenger RNA. RefSeq names its product Peptidyl-prolyl isomerase (gene CWC27). Gene Ontology annotation, molecular function: peptidyl-prolyl cis-trans isomerase activity. The record is from RefSeq and is a predicted model, not a curated record. Gene Ontology annotation, biological process: protein peptidyl-prolyl isomerization; protein folding. The transcript has a single exon. Lineage: Eukaryota; Fungi; Ascomycota; Leotiomycetes; Helotiales; Lachnaceae. Gene Ontology annotation, cellular component: catalytic step 2 spliceosome. Bases 1 to 1623 code for a protein of 540 amino acids.